AUCACAACUGAACACCGCUCACUCUCUUUUUCUGCUUAUUCUCUCUUCUCUUCUUUCUCUUUGCUUACUAAGAACAAACACCCCUUCCCCCCAGCUCCCGAAUCUUCAUUCACUUCUCUCUGCUUUUUCUUUUGUUUUUGCUUUGGCCACCAACUCCGGGAAAAAGCUACAAAACCACGUUUUUUGUUUUUUUAACAACUUUUACCAUUUCAAUUAUCAAGAACCUUUCUGUUUUCCCUCAACUUCCCUCUGUUUUUGGUUGAGUUCUUCUUCAUCUCACUUCAAGUUUUCUCGUUUUAGUGCGUUGAAGUUUUAUCUGGGUUGUGCUUUGUCUCUUGCUUUACUCGUGAUUUUGUGUGUUUUUGGGCGGUGGUAGUGGCCUAGGGUUUAUGUUUUUUUUUUUUAACAAAACUGAGGUGUUUUUAAAAGAAUUUUUCUCUAUUCCUUCUCGAAUUUUCCUGUAUUCCUCCUCGAAUUUUCCUUGAUUUUUGGAAAGUUUAGCUUUUUUUAGAUUCCUCAAUUGAUGCUUGUGUGAAAAAAGUUUGCUUGGAUUCCAAACAAAUGCCUUGGUGAUUUGAUGCUUCUCUGGUCAUAAAAACCUCCACUUCUCUGCAUUUUCUAUCUGGGUUUUCUCUCUCUUUGAACAUUGAAUUCAAAGAGAGAGAAACUGGGCUAGGAUUCAGUCCACUAGUACAGUUCAAUAAACCAAAAACAAAUGAAUCGAGGAGUAGAAGUUCUAUCUCCAGCCUCAUAUCUCCAGAACUCAAACUGGUUGUUUCAAGAAAGCAAGGCAACGAGAUGGACUCGACAAGAGAACAAACUGUUUGAGAAUGCUCUGGCUUUGUAUGAUAAAGAUACUCCUGAUCGAUGGAUUAAGGUAGCAGAAAUGAUUCCAGGCAAGACAGUCGGUGAUGUCAUCAGACAAUACAAGGAAUUGGAAGAGGAUGUUAGUGAUAUUGAAGCAGGUUUAAUUCCAAUUCCUGGCUAUUGUAAUGAUUCUUUCACUUUGGAGUGGGCUAAUGGUAAUCAAGAAUUCGAUGGAUUGAAGCAAUUUUAUAGUCCUGGUGGGAAGAGAGGCACCGGAACUCGGCCUUCUGAUCAAGAAAGAAAGAAAGGGGUUCCAUGGACAGAAGAAGAACACAGGCAAUUUCUAAUGGGUCUUAAAAAGUUUGGAAAAGGGGACUGGAGAAAUAUCUCCCGCAAUUUUGUGACCACUAGAACACCAACUCAGGUUGCAAGUCAUGCUCAAAAGUACUUCAAUAGGCAGCUUACUGGAGGGAAGGAUAAGAGGAGAUCUAGCAUUCAUGAUAUUACUACUGUCAAUUUGGAAGACACGGCAUCUCCUUCUCCAGAAAAUAGUAAAUCUUCAUCUACAAAUUCUUCUACUGCUGUCGUUCAGCUGCAGCAGCAACCAAAGUUAACUAGCAUAAGAAAUGAGCACUUCGAUUGGAAACCACCAAAUGAAGGAGCAGCCAUGGUUUUCAACCCAACAAAUAGCAACGGGUUCAUGCCCCCUUUCUGUGGGAUAUCUUCGUAUGCACCUAAGUGGCAGGAGCAAAAUCUGCUUGGUGGAACUCUUCAUGGAUCUCAGUUUGACGUUUACAACACGUUUUAUCAGAUGCAGUCAAUGCAACAUCAGUAAUUCAUAGAUAAUAUGGAGUUCUAAGGAUAUUUAUUUGCCAAUUCUUAGUCAGUGUCAGUGAUCUCAGAUUACUCUGUCCAUGCAAUAUCUUGGUUCUAUGUGAAUAUGUCGAUGAAGCGUGGAACGAGUCCAUGAAGAAAUCAGUUAGAUUGUGCUAUGAUUUGCUAUUGGAGAACUGGACCAUUGAACCAUAAGAGUAGCCUAUUUACAAGAAGCUUGAGCUUUUGUUCUUGUGCACUGGUUAUUUCCUUGCAGUAUUUGUUGGUCAUCAGAAGGCAUUCUUGUAUUGAGUUUGUUUGUAUUAUGAAUAUUUCCAUUUACGUAAGAGCCAUGUACUAGAUGAUCUAGAUGCUGAAAUGAUUAAAAGUAGAUGAUACAGUCUCCAACCAUUCUGAGUAGCUUCAUGUAAAUUACACAACUCCCAAGUUUGCAUGGUUGAUAUAAUAAAGGCAUCUGUGAGAAUAAUAUCAUCUGGGUUGGAUUAUAAUCUUUAGGAUAUUUUAGGCAAGCAGAAUUUUCCUUUUUCUUUCCCCGUUAAAAUCUUUGUUGGUGAUGAAUUUUGUGAAGCAUUUGAACCAGGAUCCCGCAAAACUGCAUAUCCAUCUCUCAGUUGAAAUAUAU
This is a messenger RNA of Pistacia vera, 2263 nucleotides long. RefSeq names its product transcription factor DIVARICATA-like. Gene Ontology annotation, molecular function: DNA binding. Bases 716 to 1642 code for a protein of 308 amino acids. The record is from RefSeq and is a predicted model, not a curated record. The transcript is spliced from 2 exons. NCBI's taxonomy places the organism in Eukaryota, Viridiplantae, Streptophyta, Magnoliopsida, Sapindales, Anacardiaceae.